This is a messenger RNA of Hipposideros armiger (great roundleaf bat), 1915 nucleotides long. It is a transcript of the gene NEK11, whose product is annotated as NIMA related kinase 11. The coding region runs from base 302 to 1915 and encodes 537 amino acids. The record is from RefSeq and is a predicted model, not a curated record. Gene Ontology annotation, molecular function: protein kinase activity; ATP binding. NCBI's taxonomy places the organism in Eukaryota, Metazoa, Chordata, Mammalia, Chiroptera, Hipposideridae. The transcript is spliced from 15 exons. Gene Ontology annotation, biological process: protein phosphorylation.
CCGCCCCUGUGACAGGCUCUGGGUGGCCGCGCCCGACUUCCCAGCAUGCCCGCGCGGUCUCCCUGGCAACAGUGCCCAACAUCCGUGGCGAGCAGUGGUCCUGGAGCUCGGAGGGUCCUAGAGGCCUGCUCAAACUACGUCCCGCUUACUGGCGGGACUCAGCAGCCCCUGGCGCCGCUCCUCCGCUCUCGACCCCGGAAGGCAUUGAUCGACGCUACUUGGAUGAAUUCGACCAUCUCUUAGGAGAUUUGGAUGUUAAGUUUCUAUAAACAAAGAAAUCAGUUCUCUCCUGUUGGGGGCAAUGCUGAAAUUCCAAGAGGCUGCUAAGCAUAUGAGUGGAUCAGUAGCCAUUUCUAGUUAUCCAAAGACCUUGAUUGCAAGAAGAUAUGUGCUUCAACAGAAACUUGGCAGUGGAAGUUUUGGAACUGUCUAUCUGGUUUCAGAUAAGAAAGCCAAACAAGAAGAGGAAUUAAAGGUACUGAAGGAAAUCUCUGUUGGAGAACUCAAUCCAAAUGAGACUGUGCAGGCCAAUUUGGAGGCCCAACUCCUCUCCAAGCUGGACCACCCAGCCAUUGUCAAGUUCCACGCAAGCUUUGUGGAGCAAGAUAGUUUCUGCAUUAUCACAGAGUACUGUGAGGGCCGAGAUCUGGACUGUAAAAUUCAGGAAUAUAAAGAAGCUGGAGAAACCUUUCCAGAAAGUCAGAUAAUAGAGUGGUUUAUCCAGCUGUUGUUGGGAGUUGACUACAUGCAUGAAAGAAGGAUACUUCAUCGAGACUUGAAAUCAAAGAAUGUAUUUCUGAAAAAUAAUCAACUUAAAAUUGGGGAUUUUGGAGUGUCGCGACUCCUGAUGGGAACCUGUGAUCUAGCCACCACUCUAACUGGAACUCCCCAUUAUAUGAGUCCAGAGGCUCUGAAACACCAAGGCUACGACACAAAGUCGGACAUCUGGUCUCUGGCGUGCAUUUUAUAUGAGAUGUGCUGCAUGAAUCAUGCAUUCUCUGGCUCCAAUUUCUUGUCUAUCGUUUUAAAAAUUGUUGAAGGCGACACUCCUUCUCUCCCUAAGAGGUAUCCCAGAGCGCUGAACGCCAUCAUGGAACGCAUGUUGAACAAGAACCCUUCACUGAGACCAUCUGCUAUAGAAAUUUUAAAAAUCCCUUACAUUGAUGAACAACUACAGCUUCUGAGGUGUAGAUAUUCUGAAAUGAUUCCAGAAGACAAGAAUUUGAAUUGUCAGAAGGAGGCUGCUCACAUAACUGAUGCCAUACAAAAAAAGAUCCACCUACAGACUCUGCGGGCUCUCUCUGAAGUGCAGAGAAUGACGCCGAGAGAAAGGAUGCGGCUCCGAAAGCUCCAGGCAGCUGACGAGAAAGCCAGGAAGCUGAAAAAGCUUGUGGAAGAAAAAUAUGAAGAAAAUAACAAACGAAUGCAAGAAUUGAGAUCUCGGAACUUUCAGCAGCUAACGGUUGACGUACUUCGUGAAUUUGAUGACCCAACUUCAGAGAACCUGCCUGAAUCUCAGCCCAUUCCUUCCUUGAACUUCGGCAUGCUUGAGUCAAGAGUAGAGGACACCCUAGCUGACCUUGGAGAUCAUGGGAUCCCAGAAGACCCACUUACAGCUGAAGAGUAUUAUACUGACGCUUUUGAUUCCUGUUCUGAAGAGAGCGAGGAGGAGGCAGAAGAAACAGUGUUCUCGGGACUGGAGGAAGAGGUCAAGGAGGAGGGGCUGCAGCCUGAUUACAGAACAAACCAGCAGGGCAGUGACAUUGAAGCACUGGUCAGGUGUUUGGAAAAUGUCCUGGGUUGCACAUCUUUGGACUCAAGGACAGACACCAGCACAGCUCCAGACAUGUCCCCAGGACCAACAAUUUUCAACAGUGCGAUGGUCGGGACCAAGAUGAAACGCAUGAAGGAGUAA